CAUUCACUAGAAGAUGGCGGACUGCGCUCCACUGUUAGAUGAGGAACUCUCGUCCUUUGUCUUCAAUUACCUGACAGAAAACUCCGACAGCCAGUAUGGGGAGGAGGAGGUGUGUUCGGAUCGUUUGGACACCGACUUCCCGGACAUCGACCUCUCCCAGCUGGACACCAGCGACUUCGACAGCGUCAACUGUCUCAGCGAGCUGCAGUGGUGCAACGAUCAGGCGUCGGGCGCAUCACCAGCCUCCAUCCACUACAGUACAGCAGAUGAGCUCUUCGAGAUAGAAGAGGAGAAUGCGGCACUGCUCGCCGCUCUCACAGACAGCCUCGACAGCAUGGUGGACGCCGAAGUGGGCGGGCUCUCUGUCUUCCCCGCCUUGGGGGAGGAGCCUGACCAGGAAGAGGAAGAGCAGGACAAUCUUCCUCUUAGCACCAAGGACUUCAGACCUUCAGUGGGGGCUGAGACUGAGGACCCCUCUCUGUUGAGGAAGCUGCUGCUGACUCCUCCCAACGUUCCCACGGGCAUCGACGCACACAAAGAUGGAGUCCAUGGGCAUCGCUAUAGCAACAGAAGCCUGCACCCAAGGCCAGUCAAACCCCUGGUCAAGACUGACCUUCCUCAGGAGCGAAAACCCAGAGCGGUGCGUCCGGCGGGUCGACUGUGCACUGAGCUCCACCGCCAUCUCACCACCGCCCAGGACUCGGAGGACGCCCCGGUCGCUGACACAGAGGAGGACGAAGAGGAAGAGGAGGACGAGGACAGUGAGUCAGAGGAGGAUGAAGAGGAGGAGGAGGAGUCUUCCAGUAGUGAGGUGGAGGGUGGGGCAGCUGUUGCCGCCGCCCCCGCCGAGCCUGCGAAGCCUCAGUUCAGCUCAGAGAAAGAACUGCACUCAGUGGUGGAACUGAUCACGUACAUGCACACCUACUGCCUGCCCACGCGCAAGCAGCAGGGCUGGGAGCGCAAGGACCGGGACCUCCCGAGGCCCAGGGCCCGACCCGAGGCCUCCCGCCCGGCCCCCACAACCUCUCACAGCAGAGUUGUAUUAGUGGCCACUCCAGGGACUAGUGGGGGUUUAACUGGGACCGGCGGUAGCGCCCCCAGGAGGCUCCCGUUUGCUAGACGGAGGGAGAUGAAGGCCAACUCCCUUCUCCGCGAGCUCCUGCAGCAGAGCAGCUCUUUCGAUGUGAGCAAGCCUUACAGACUGCACAGCCCUCCCUACACCCACUCCCACAGCCCAAACAGAGGACUAAGUGCUCCUUCUGCCCCGGCUAAAUCAGCCCCUGCCCACUCCCCCAGCUCCACCACCCUUAAACCGGAGCUUUGUAAAGACACUUCUUCUCCUGAGAGGAGAACCGGCUCUUCGGAUGCUCCACAGAGCCAGGGGGAGACCGCAGAGGACAGCGGCUCCUUCUCAGUUCGCCGCUCCCGCCGCUUGGCCUCCUUCCCCAGCCGCUUCGCCAAAAGGCUGCGGCCCGGACGCGUGAGGGACGGAGAGAGCAAGGAAAAAGAGGAAAAGGAAGGGGUCAAGCUCCUACCAACCCAGAUGGGAGAGGAAACUACGACAGAGAUGCAGUCAGAGCAGCUGACGUCAGGCGACUGCAGCACUGGAACAACGGAGCCAACCAAACCCUGCUGCCACAACGUUUCAGAAAAGCGAGCAUGCCUUUGUCUGCCUCUGAACUCCAAGUCCACAGGAGAGUCCCAGUACAGCACCAAGCCUUUUGAGCAGACGCUCAGUGUGGAUCUGUGUGGAACAGCAGGCCUCACUCCUCCGACCACCCCCCCUCACAAACCUGUUGAGGAUGAGAUGUUCAAGCCAACAGAGGGAGGAAAGAGCGGUGGAGGAACAGGAAGCAGCAGCAGCGCUGAUAGUGGAGGAGGUGGAGAUGAGUCAGGGAACCCCGCCUCCAAUGCUGCCGUUGCAACCAAAAGCUCAUCCUGGCUGAGCCGCGGCCACCACCAGCGGAAGCUUCCAGAGCAGACAGAGCUGUACGCUCAGCUGAGGCGCAUGGGCCAGGCCGGCGACGCCGACACCCACUGCAACUUUGGUGACCACGAUUACUGCGCGCCGAGUCUGGGAGAGAGCCGCAAACGUAGCGCUGCCAUGCUCGGUGCUAUGUUACAGGCACAGGGGGGCAGCGAUGGCGUUGGCACCCUAGCACCCAAAGCAGCUGACGAUCAGGUAUCGGCGGAUGGAAAGGGCAAGGAGAACAGGGACAGGCUGGAAGUCACAGACCCAGAGGAGCAGCAGACGGUGACGGUGGUGAUUUCAUCAUCGCCGCCACCCGACUGCCAGUCGACAGCUGCGACACCACCAGCUUCAGAGGAAGAGGCGGAGCGCUCGUCAGGAUCUCGCUCACCCUCACCCACCCUCCACCUCUGUCCAGACUCCCCCGCCAGCAAGACAGACUCCAGUGAGAACUCGGAGAUCUGUCCUGACGACAAGCAGAGGAACAAAGCCAAGUCUGACGAGGACAACUGCCAGGUGUUUUACAUCCACAACCUGCCAAGCAGCGUGACCCAGAACAUGCUGAGGAAACGCUUCCAGGUUUUCGGCAAAGCGGAAGACUGCAAAGUCAUCAUCUGCAAUGAGGAGCGGUGUGGUGUCAUAAAGAUUCGCCAGUCAGGGGUUCAAAGACACCGGAGAGAAUGGGAGACUGUUCUCCAGAGUGGACCUGCAGGUCUAAGGAGGAUGACGAGGAAGCGCUACAUAGACCUUGAUGAGGCAGGUCCAGGCCCAGUCAAGAGCAAGUACGACGCACUGGACUUCGACACUCUUCUGAAGGAAGCCCAGAAGUCCCUUCACCGCUGACAGUGCAGGUCCUGACUGGCCAGCCUUAGUAAAACUACAGCAACCCUCCUCUGACACCAUGUCUGCUCUCAGACAGGCCUCUCAGUACCUCCACGCAAGGCAACCUCGCAAAAUGUUUACAUUUUUACCAUUGGAAUAAAGUAACAGUACAGACGUUGUUUUUUUAAGUUUCUUUCACCGGAGGAUACUGCUUAUAAAUGAGGAAGCCACUGGGAGUCCAGAGGAGUUGAGAGACAGUGGAGGAAAAAUGACUUCAAAAAUUACAGCAAUGGUACAACAGCUACAAACGAUAAUGAUAGCGUUCUCUGCUGAACAACAAUGACAACAAAGCUGCUUCCUGUCUGUGUUGGUGAAAUCUUUGCCCUGCCUUGGAAGAGCGGGCGUGAAAGACCUCCGUAGCAAAUCCUUGCUAUCCCUGCGUUGCGUUGGUCGUCGUGGUGUGUGUUUCUGCGUGUGCGUGUUCUUUGUUCUGUUUGUUUUGUAAAAAAAAAAAAAAGGAAACAAAACUCUCUCUUUCUGGUCAGAGGUGGUGGACCUGCAAGCUGUGUUCACCAUGAAGUUGUGCGAUUGUGUAACCAGAAGAAAAAAAAAAAAAACCCUGCUUUGUUUUAGCAAAAAAUUGUGGAUGUUAUAAAUUUGAAAAUCUAUCGUGCGUGUGUUAUGGACAAAGAAUAUAACAAAAUAACAUUUAACGUAAUCAUUUGAUGACUGAUAAAAGUUUACAAAUUUAAAAUGAAGAUGGAAAAAAAUCAUGUUUUUUUUUUCUUUUUUGUAAUUGUAGUGCUUCCUUAAUUUGAUCUAUGCACUGUAAGGAGGUUAAAUGUCUCCGCUGUCCUCCACUUUCCCCCCUUUGACUCUAAUCUCAAAAUCUGCCAUGCUGACUAUUUGGGCUUCUGCUACUGGCUGCUGCAGGCUCAGUUUGGUAGGCGGUAGGUGUACGUUAAAACCCCAACUUGGAUUUGGAAAUAAAAUCAACUCCAUUUAAGGCCAUUUGUCAUUUUAUAAUGUGAAUAUAUUUUAACUGGCUUCGAAAUAGGAUAUCGGCCAAAUUCCACUUGAGCUUUUGUAUAGUUUAUUGUUGAUGUGGUGAAUUGAACUGGCAACGAAAAUAGUGUUAAAAAAAUGUCUGAAUAUGAGUAAUUGUCACUGCCUUUGUUAAAACAAACUGAAGGGAUGGGUUUAGUGUUGGGAUUGUAUAGAUUGUAGAGAUCGGUGAACAACAUUUAACUGUAAAAUUAAGCACAUUUAAGCAUGUUUUUAUCAGUAGCACUGUCAACGUAAUUUGAUAACGAAAAUAUAUAAAGAAAUAUAUGGCUAUAUCUAAAAUUGCAAAUAAAAAAAAAUAAUAACGUAAGUUGAUUCCACUUAUCUUUUUCCAAAUCCAAAGGGGUUUUCAUGUGUGUUUUGACGUGGUCCCACUGAACAUGUGUCCAAUACAGGCUGCAGCCUAAAGACACCCCCUGAAUGCCACAGCCAAUGCAACAGUUACUGUUUACAUACGGACUGCAGCAAGCAGGACAAAAAUGGGGAAAAACAAGUUGGUGGCCAUUGGCACCUUUACAUCAUUUUUUUUUUUAGUCACUCAGUAUGACAUCUGCUUUAUCCAGACAUGUUCUUUCACAUAACAUUAAUUAUUCGCUACAGUGCAAAAACUGUUAACAGAUCCGAAGAAAUGUGACUUUUUUCCUAUUUCAGACAUCGCCAUAAAUACAGUCGACUAAUUGGUUCGUUGAAAUGGAAUGUAUACAAGAAUCUGAAUGUAAUUAUCAUGCUUUCCCCAUUUCUGCUUGCCCAAAGAUUGUGGAGCUUUUUGGUGCUUAAAAUGGUAGACUUGUCACGCGGUUGAUUACAUUUAACCGAGCUUCAAAUAUAGCCUGAAUGACGCCUAAUUUACAUUUCUCAUGCAGCCAGUAGCACCUGCCGUGAAGACAGAGAGAGCUUUCAAGCCUGCCAAUCAGGUGGCGCCAAAACAGCCGCCGUAUACCUACUAUAACACAGCCAGGGAACGAGCAAGGGAUGGGCUUGAAAGUAACAAAAAAGAGCAAUCGGUCAAGGCUUCUUGUCCGGGAGGUACUGUAUCAGCUGAGCAUCUCUACCUCACAUCCAUCCCUGCUCCCCCUGUCACUUUAUUUCUUAGAUGCUCUCCCCAUCCUCUUUUGUAUGUUUUUGUUUGUGUCGAAAACCUUCUCCGUGUGAGGGUUUUUCCCAACUGACAGCCGGUUAUGUGUAGUUCGGGGGUUUGGUUUUUUUUUUAUUUUAUACUAUGACUCCUAUCACUAAGCCCCCCCCUCUCCCCCUCCCCUUAUGCGGGGAAAACUCUCGAACUCUUUCCUUGGCUUGCCUCAUUGCGGUUUUUAGUGUGAUCGUUUUAUGGAGUCUCGACCAUGUGUUUGUGUAACAGUGUUUUGUCUUUGUCUCGUGUUUGAGUCGGACACUACUGACGCUUGCGGGCUACGGUGAAAACGGGUGGGGAGAGGCUGAACGUUUGGUUUGGUGGUUGGUUAGUCCUUGAGCGCAACGGGAGGCAAAGAUUUCCCACUCUUCUCCCCCCCUCCACCCACCCUCCUUUUCUUGCUUUCUUCAGGGACACCAUUCCUCCCAAUUUCCCCAGUUCCUCCUCUCCUUAACCCUGGAAUUUCACUGAAACCGCCCAACUCUUUCUGUCUGUAACUCUCUCUCUCUCUCUCUGUGGGUUCAGGCCUGGUUGCUGGGCUUUCCCUCAGCCCCUUGGUAUACUCUACCCUUUUCCACAUCCUCUUCCUUUCUCUAUCUAAUCAACUCCUUGGUAACACACACAAAAAAUUGAAUGUUUACAUCACUCGAUUCUCCUUUGACUUUAUUAGGAACGCACACUAAGUACAAAGGCGCCUUAUUCAGUGUUUAAAGAAAUAACAGCAAGUUGAGUGGCCUCGAGGAAUGCAACUUCUCCAGGUUCACUGAUGUCCAAAACUAACAAUUUAGUGCUAUACAUACUGAUUGAAACAAUAAGUCAUCCUCUAAAAAAAAGAAAGGAACAAAAAGUGUAACAGACUAAUCGCAAACAACUGAAUGAGUAUUUGUGCUUAGUAUGUAUACUACUAAAAAGUGAGAGAAUGUGCUGGUUUACAUAUUAAAAAAAGAAAAUAUAUUAUAAUAUAUGAAUAUAUAAUGUGUAUAUAGCACUAUGCCUCGUUGUAAACAUAAAAUGUAUUGUGUGUUUUGUUUUGUUUUGUUUUUUUUCUUUUUUUUUUUUGUUUUUAAGGUGGCGGGUCACAGUUGAUUGCUAAUCAGACAGGACACGGUCAAGUCGGUUUUGUUUUCCAAUGAGUAAAUAUAUGUUCAGUACAGGGAGGAAACGAAGGGAAAAAUGACAAUGACAACUUCACUCAAAGUCCAACACUGUUGUAUGAGAAAGACAAAAAAUAUAAAUAUAUAUAUAUAUAUAUAUAUAAGAGAUCCCUUUAGACUAUCACAUUAGAAAAGUUAUAUUUCUUUGCUGUUUAUGAAAUGACAAAAUAUUUUUUGAUAUUUUUUUUUUUCUGUUUUUAAAAAGCAAUUUGAGAUGCAAUACAUAAUAAUCUUAUCUUUAAGACAGCCUUUUUUCCUUAAACAAAGGUAAUAAUGUACAGUGUGUGGUUGGUUGUUGAACUACAACACGGGGAGACUCAAUAGGCGACUGUACUGUAUGUAGAACUGCUGUUAAACACAAAAAACGAAAAAAUUACAGAAAGAAUGUGGUCAGUUGUAAACACAUAACACAUAUAAAAAUAAAUUAUACUAGUAUACUCUUGCACAAUUAACAUCCCAAGUAGUGAAAUACCUUCACAGUGACUCCUCUCUAAAGGAAAGGAAGCUGUUGUAACUAUGUUAUUACCACAUUUUGAUGGUGCACAGGUUUGUUUAAAAUCUGACUUACAUGGGACACGCAUUACAGUAACGGCAAAUAACUAUGCGUAUGACUCUGGCAAUGGAAAGUAGGAAGGAGAAAAAGAAGAAAAGAGAUAAAGUUGUUGCAGAUUUGACCCCGUUAAAUGUUUUCAGAGACACUGUAGAUGCUGCAGAAAUCCCACUUUUUAAUGCUGCACUUCAGAUGAAACUGGUUCUUGCUUGUAUUUCAUCUAAAAAUUACACAUUCAUACAGAGGGUAGAGUUUGUCAAGGCAAUGGAAAGUUUAUGUACCAUUUGAUUUGCAAAAUGAGUAUGUUGCCCUAAAACCCCACUAAUUGCAGGUACACCAGUAUGCGAAUAUUGGCAUCGAGUGACUGGAAAAUUUUGAUUGCUUGUUUUAUUAAAAUUAAAAAUUAGCAUUAUUCAAUUGUGUUUUUUUAAAACAAUAUGAUGAAGGGCUGAAAGACAUUUGUAAAAUUAAGAUUAUUUUGUUUCCCUGACAUAAAUUGGGAAAUAAGUAAAAGAAAAUGAACUUACAAUAAAAUAGCUGUGUCUGAAGGCACAAAAUCAAGUUAAAUUACAUUCUGGUUAGUCAUGAGUCAGAAACAUGUUCCUAAGUGCAACAAACAAAAAAAAAUCACAAGCGGUGGAAAAAAUGCAUUAGCAAAAUUCAGGAUUUUUUUUUUCGUCUAUAUCCAUAAAAAAGUGAAAUUGUACCUUAAAUACAUUUAUGGAAAGUCAUUUGUUGGCAUCGGCCAAGGAUUUCACUCUCAGUGCAUCUGUAUCCAGUUCUCCACAGUUGGAGAUUUUAUCUUAUUUACUGAAAUAAAUGGAAAGGUGAACGUAACAGACAAAGCUGCCUUCAAUAACUCACUUGUCUGUUGGCAUUUUUGCAGUGGAGAAAAGAACUGCUUGUUAUUCCAAAUUCAGAUGGAUUUGAGGAAACGCUGUGCAGCAUUUGUUGGGGUUUUUGCGGCGCCUGCUGCUGUGCCUGAAGGGGCCUCCGUUGUUGUGGAGGUGAACGACAUCAUGGCAAGCCUUAAAACUUAACUGGGGGACACCGAAGCUACCACUAGCUUUUACUAUUACUGUCUCAACUCCUUUCCAAUCCAAUGUGGUUUAUUAUUAAAUAAUUACUGACGUAAUUAUAACUUUUUUCAAUAGCCAUAUUAUAAAAGCUAUAUACAUAUAUAUGAAUAUAUAUUUGUGUGUUUGUGUAGAUAUCUAGAUGAUUAUAUACUUUCUUAUAGAAAACGUUGAUGUUGACCAUUCUCCUCAGUGUUUGAGAACACGUUGACACAUUUCAACAUGAUAAUACCGCUGUCUACUUGGUCUAGGUCCUAGGUCAAUGGACAAUGAAUCCAAAUCCAAAAAAUGUAAUAAUAAUAAAAAAAUAAAAAAACACAAAAAAAUCCUUCCAAAGGGAAUUACCCUCGUCAGAAUGCAAUACUAUUCUUUCCACUCUUCAUUUCAGAAAAAUGAAAAAUGGCAAGAAAACCAUUAAACUUAAGAGGCAAGUUGACCAAAAAAAAAAAAAAAAAAGUUAAAAAAAAAAAAAAAAAGUUAAAAAAAAAAAAAUCUAAAACUUUCAACAAUAAAAUGCGUGGCUUGUGACGGCUUGUGAAAAAUGUGAUGUUUUUGACAGCCGCGACAGAUUCAGUUUUAUCGAUGUCAUGUUUCCAAUGCCAUGGCCCACUAAAACACAUUUUUAUUUGCUUUUAUGUCACAUACUAUUCUGUUUUUUUUGUUUUUGUUUUUUUAGUUCAGAAAACAAUGUAUCUGUCAGCAUGCUAUGCCAUCCAAUACCAUAGCCCCUACAGGACAGGAGUACUGGCACCAGGGGUCGGUCGUGGCCCCAGAUUUCACUGCUGUGUUUGGUCUGUCAAUGGUUUGUCCACAGUAAACAACUGAACUGUCUGUGUCACAUUUCAACAUCAACAGUUGUACAAUACACAAAAACCCAAUGGGUAAUCUGUCGAACUUGAUGGUAACAGUGAUGUCAAAUAGGCACUUAGUAGGAACUGCAAACUAUCAAAAUCUGCUAAAUGUGAGUCGGUGUUUUUUGGUGGGAGAAAAUAUUUUGACAUAAGGGCAUACAUUGUUUUUGUUGUUUUUCAUUACUAUUGAUUUCGUUGUCUAUUUACAACUAAUGACUAUCAAAUUUCACAUAAAUAAUUUUUUUUUCUUUUUUAACUUAGUUUUUGGUAAAACAAAAAGGUAAAUACUACUAGUGAGAUUUUAUAUUUUUACAUAUGUUGGUUUUAUUUGCGUUUCUCCUUUUUUUAUUUAUACGCCACUUAGUUUGGAUGUCUUUAAAUGGUGUUUUUUUUUUCCGUUUUGUGUGAUUUCAUAUGUCUUGAGAAUGUGGAGACAAAGGCAUUUCAGUAUUUUUGAAUUGUUAAAAUCUAGUUUCAUAGAAGCGGAAGUAUCUGAUGUUAUAAAUUAUAUUUUAAUUCAUGUAAAUAGUUUAAAACAGAAGACUAUGGCUUCCUUUUAAACUGAAUACAUUUCUCUUCAGAGAUUGUUUACAUUAUGAAACUGUAGAGAUGUGCUCCUCAUAUACUGUAUAAAAGUACAUAUAUUCAUUGAUUUGCCUCCAAAAAAUAAAAUCCUAAUGAACAGAA
This is a messenger RNA of Sphaeramia orbicularis (orbiculate cardinalfish), 9303 nucleotides long. RefSeq names its product peroxisome proliferator-activated receptor gamma, coactivator 1 beta (gene ppargc1b). Gene Ontology annotation, biological process: positive regulation of transcription by RNA polymerase II. The transcript has 12 exons. The record is from RefSeq and is a predicted model, not a curated record. Gene Ontology annotation, molecular function: transcription factor binding; nucleic acid binding. Bases 14 to 2812 code for a protein of 932 amino acids. Lineage: Eukaryota; Metazoa; Chordata; Actinopteri; Kurtiformes; Apogonidae. Gene Ontology annotation, cellular component: nucleus.